Molecule: messenger RNA, 320 nt
Organism: Geodia barretti
Lineage: Eukaryota; Metazoa; Porifera; Demospongiae; Tetractinellida; Geodiidae
Source: the annotation of a GenBank genome assembly
GUGACUGGCGCAUUAAUGGAAAUAUCUUAUUUGCUUGUCUCAGAUAUGGCCAGUCUGGCGUCUCCUUCGAAUACUAGGCCAAGACAGAGUGGACCGGCUCUACUGUCUGUACCCAUGCCGUCCCACUGGAUAUACGUGGCGAGGGGGUUCUCGCUGCAGGUUCACGAUAUCGUCAGCUCGUAGUCACUCAGUGUCCUGGGGACAUGUCACCUUCAUGAGCUAUCCAGUCAAAGGUCAGCUACUGUGAGGCAGUGGGACGAAUGGGAGAAGCCAAGGAGUAGGUUUUGGCAGACACUCCGCCCUCUACACUAGUGUGAUAA